Pollicipes pollicipes is the source of this 3085-nucleotide messenger RNA. RefSeq names its product serine/threonine-protein kinase BRSK2. Gene Ontology annotation, biological process: protein phosphorylation; intracellular signal transduction. The coding region runs from base 22 to 2109 and encodes 695 amino acids. The transcript has 13 exons. Gene Ontology annotation, cellular component: cytoplasm. Gene Ontology annotation, molecular function: ATP binding; protein serine/threonine kinase activity. Lineage: Eukaryota; Metazoa; Arthropoda; Thecostraca; Pollicipedomorpha; Pollicipedidae. The record is from RefSeq and is a predicted model, not a curated record.
GUUAAGCUCGGCGUACACUGCAUGACGGGCAGGAAAGUCGCAGUCAAGAUAGUCAACAAAGAAAAGCUGAGCGAAUCCGUGCUACAAAAGGUGGAACGAGAGAUAGCCAUCAUGAAGCUCAUCGACCAUCCACAUGUGUUAGGAUUGUAUGACGUAUAUGAUAACAAGAAAUACUUAUAUCUGGUAUUGGAGCACGUGUCUGGAGGCGAGCUGUUCGAUUACCUGGUGAAGAAAGGCCGGCUCACGCCAAAAGAGGCGCGCAGGUUCUUCCGACAGAUCAUUUCCGCGCUGGAUUUCUGUCACAGCCACUCCAUCUGCCACCGCGACCUGAAGCCGGAGAACCUGCUGCUGGACGAGAAGAACAACAUCCGCGUGGCCGACUUUGGGAUGGCGUCGCUGCAGCCGGACGGGCACACGCUGGAGACCAGCUGCGGCAGUCCCCACUACGCCUGCCCGGAGGUCAUUCGGGGGGAGAAGUACGACGGUCGUCGGGCGGACGUGUGGUCGUGUGGCGUGAUCCUGUACGCGCUUCUGGUGGGCGCGCUGCCGUUCGACGACGACAACUUGCGCCAGCUGCUGGAGAAGGUCAAACGGGGCACGUUUCACAUCCCGCACUUCGUGCCGCCCGACUGUCAGAACCUGCUGCGGGGCAUGAUUGACGUCAACCCCGAGACCCGGCUCACGCUGCGCGAGAUUAACCGGCACCAGUGGGUGGUGGCCGGCUCGAAGGGUGAACUGGAGCUGGAGCCGCCCAUGAUGGAGGUGGUGCAGACGCAUGUGAUCCCCGGCUCCGAGCUGCUCGACACGGACGUCCUGCGGGCCAUGACACACCUCGGCUGCUUCAAGGACAAGGAGGCUCUCGUGCACAACCUGCUCUGCCCCGCUCACAACACGGAGAAGGUCAUCUACUUCCUGCUUCUGGAGCGGAAGAGACGCAAGCCGGCCUACGAGGACGACGCCGAGGCGCUGAUGAGGGCCAGGUCGGACUCGGCCGACCCGCCGCGGAAGCGUGUCGACUCGUACAAGUUGAACGGCUCCACGCACCACUACGAGCAGCUGAGCGAAGGCUCGCCCAUCAUUCCGCGGCGCCACUUCCACCACCGGCGAAGACCGAGCAGCUCCUCCGGACUGAGCCCGCUCUCGUCGUCGACGGUGACGCCGACGGCCUCGCCGCUGCCGUCGCCCAAGCUGCUGGUGCGGCCGUCGCCGCUGCCGGCCUCGGACGAGCUGGCCACGCCGCCGGCCUCGCCGUACGGAGCGCCCGCCUACUGGCGCUCGCGGCUCAACACCAUCAAGAACUCGCUGAUGGGCUCGCCCCGCUUCCACCGGCGCAAACUGCAGGUGCCGUCUGACGAGACGCGCCUGACGCCCGAGUCGUCGCCCGAGCUGACCAAGCGCUCCUGGUUCGGCACGCUUAUGGGCUCGGAGCGCGACGAGAGCUACACCGUCAUCGUGCGCAGCAAGCCGCUCGCCAUCGUCAAGGCCGACCUCAUCCACUCGUUCCUUUCGAUCGCUGACCUCAGCCACAGCGUCACAUCGCCGAUGUCGUUCCGUGUUGAGUACCGGCGCGGUGCGGCCGGGCCGGCCGUGUUCCAGCGCCAGGUGCGCUUCCAGGUGGACAUCACGCCCGUCUCGCAGGGCGACGACGAGUGCCUGUACGCCAUCAACUUCACGCUGGUGUCCGGCAACAUCCGUCGGUUUCGGCGCAUCUGUGAGCACAUCCACUGCCAGGUGUGCUCGCGGCGUCCGCCGCCGUCGCCGCGGGUGGGGCGCAAGUUCACGGCGGACCUGUCAGAGAGCUCGUCGGCCGGCUCCGACUCUUCCGACCGGCUGCAGGCCACCGCGCCCAAACAGGUCGACGCCGAGCCCGAGGCGGACAACAUCCUGGACAUGAAGACGCCGACCAACGAGACCGCGGCGCCGGUCGGCGGCGCCGAGCCGUCCGUAGCCGAGCCGACUACGACUCUGACUCCAGCCUCUCCGGCCGAGUCGGUGCCGCGGUCCGUCAGCGCCUCGCCAGCCGCCAGUGACGACUCAACGGCGGCAACGGUCACAGUGACACCUAGCGAGUCCGAACACAACUCAAGCUGCGCCGUGUCGGCGCUAUGAUCGCUGCCCGGUCCAGGCGGCGCUAGGCAGCUGUUAGUUCGUCGGCGACGCGGCGCGCGUGGCCGCGCGAUGGUGGACGGUUGUGCCGGACAUCCUGAGCAACGGUGGACGUGCGCCGCUGGACGGCCGAGCGGGCGCGGGAUGUGCAAUGGGGAUGUGGGAGGACAGGCUCGACGGUGGCGCCGCGGUGCGGCGAGUCAGGAAGGCCUGAACUCCGCUAGGCGGCGAGUCCUUCGACAUUCCCCGUGUGGGUGACGCCAAACUGUACUGUCGGGUAUAUCUAUGUAGGAUGUGGCCUCCUAUAAUACGUCGGCGUGGCGAGCGUGGCGGGCGGCCGAGCGCAGCGACGUACGAGUGCACAGGUCACGUGCCACCUGUCCAGAGCGGCAGUAUGGGUGCUGACGCCGCCGCCAGUACGUUGGUUGCCAGCAGUGUAUCCAGCCAUCAAGUAUUCUAGAGCUCUCACUAGGUGACCAUCUGAGCGGCCGUCCGUCCCAGUGAUGUGCGAUCGCCAAACCCUUCCGGAGUGUUGGAAACUUUGUCAGUAUUAUCGUCUGAAUGUUGCGAGGCCUGGACGCGUGAUCUCGUAUUUGCUCACCUUUAGGUUGGCAUUGCUUUCCUCUGUAGGUCAUACCAUGUAAUUUUCUUUUGAAGGCAGGCACUAAGCUCUGCGGAAAAGCCAUCAGUCGCCGUUUAUUACCUUUGUCCUGGUGUAUUUUGAGUUCAGUGCGUUGGGUGAUAUUUGAGGUCUCAAAACAGGCCACUAGUAUAUUUGUAGUAUACCUGCCUGUAAUAUAACACAAAAUACUCUGCAAAGCCUCAGUAGAGCGGGAGAUUUAAGACACGCUGGUGAGCCAGACACAUGCACGUAAUGGCCGUCUGACUAACUCGCACCUGGCACCGAGCUCAUUCCCAAGAGGAUGCGGCAUUUGCCUUCAAAUGAUAGAAAGACAUGUAACAUUUUUUGAAGCCUAUG